AUGAAAGCGGGCUGUGGAACUAACAGUGUAAAGAGAUUAUUACUUUCUUCAUAUGUGACGCAAUCCUCGUGCUUAUCAGUGACGUCAUAAGUAUUGCUCAUUGGGUGAGAUCGAUUUUUAAAGACUGGAUUUGUGAUCUGUAUAUCGGUGUCAAGACUCGGAAGACAGCAAGGCGUCUGAAUAGCAUGGCGUUUCUGAACAUUAAGACGACAAGAAAGUGUGUUCUUAAAUACCUAAUUUUGGCUACAGUUGCUGCAGUACUUGCUUCAGUGUAUAAAAACAUGCUUACUUUACGAACCUACUACGACCACUAUAACCUGGAUGAUCGUUCUUAUUACGAAGAUGUUGACUUGAAGUACCCAGUUAAAGUACAGCCAAAUUUAAUUCGACUUAUAAAUCCGUCAAAUCCAAUGUACCCACUUACUAUUAACGCUCCAUAUCUUAUAGAGAAUCCAGAUCUGUGCAGAUCUGUUCAAAAUCUGACGGUGCUUGUUGUUUUUAAUACGGCGACAGAUCACUUUGAACGCAGGCAGGCAAUCCGAAAUACGUGGACAAACGAUUCGUACUACUCUGAUCUAGCCACAGUAAGGGUGCUAUUUCUGCUUGGUAGAACUACCAAUCGUAUUGUUCAAGCUGGCAUAGAGAUGGAGUUUAAAGAGCAUAAAGACAUCUUGCAAGGCGAUUUUAUAGACUCGUACUACAACCUUACGCAUAAAGGUGUAAUGGGCUUCAAAUGGAUCACGGAAAGGUGCCGUAAUGCAGAUAUGAUUCUUAAAAUGGACGAUGACAUUCUAGUCAACAUGUUUAUUUAUUUAUACAGACUAAGGCAUGUCAAAGCUGUGCAAACGACGAAUGUUUACUGUGAUUAUCAACCUGGUAUUAUUUCUCGAGAUAGUAAAUAUAAAUGGUAUGCCGGUGAAAAUCAUUUUAGAGGAGUAAAAAGUUACCUAAGUUUUUGUAAGGGUAAAUUUGUGAGUAUGACAAAUGACAUAAUGCCGUCGUUAUAUUUGUCUGCAUCCAAGACACCAUUUUUCCACCUUGACGAUGUUCUACUGUUUGGAUAUGUGAUGCACAAAGUACCUGGCCUCCAUUAUCAAACACUUGCAGAAGAAGACAUGCAAGACAACAGUUUAGAAGCUAAGCAAUGUUUGAAUAUUAAACGAGAAAAGUGUCCUUACUUUGUCAUUCAAGUGGGUAGUGUAGUUGACAUGGCAGAUAUAUGGUCUACAAUUUUGAAACAUUUCAAGUAAUUAGUAUUUCAAUAUUAGGAAUACCGGUAAUCGAUUCGUUUUUAAAUGUAUUAAGUCUGUUGACUAGUCAUCAAUGAAUAAUUUACAUUAAUUGUGAAUUUUUGAGAUUGUUUCAGGAAAGCUUGUGUGUUUUAUUUGUUGUUGUUUUCGACAGUAUACCAAUCUUUUUACCUUGCCGUAAUGAAAGAUAUACUGCCAUUGCCGGAGUCGGAUUCAGACAAAUGAUUGUUAACAAAUGUUGUCAAUUUCACACCUGUAUUGCUGCGCGUACCUUUACCUCAUCAUGAAUAGCAUAGGUUCCAAUGCUCUUUCUGACAUUUUGAUGAAAUUAUGCCCCUUUUGUACUUAGAUAUUAUUGUGUUAUCGAUUGUCUGCUGGGCGCAGUCAUCAAGUUUAGUUGACAUAAGUUGUGAAAUGUUUUAUUUUCUGCAUUCUGCAAUCGAUGUGAGUAAAAGAGUCUAAACUAACAUAUAUUUAAUAUAAAGAGCAAUUAGAGCAUGAUAAAAUAUAUGUUUUGCUCACCUGAGCACCAACUGCUUAAGGUGAGCUAUAAUGAUCACACCGUGUCUGUCGUGCAUCGUCGUCGUGUGGCGUCCCUCGUCAAAAAUUUAACUAUUAUAUAAACACCCUCAACUGUUAACUGAAACUUGAUCAGAACAUUACUUUCAAUAAAAUCUCAGAC
Molecule: messenger RNA, 1932 nt
Organism: Mercenaria mercenaria
Lineage: Eukaryota; Metazoa; Mollusca; Bivalvia; Venerida; Veneridae
Product: beta-1,3-galactosyltransferase 1-like
Exons: 2
Coding region: 186-1250 (354 amino acids)
Cellular component (GO): membrane
Molecular function (GO): hexosyltransferase activity
Source: RefSeq, a predicted model, not a curated record